CCUCCGAAGCGGGCGCCGACUGAGCCUUCUUCUUCUCCUUGCUAUGGAUUCUUUUAAAGGUGUGAUGAAUUUGGAAAGGCUCCCGGACGGCUUAAGACCUCCCCAGGCUUCCCACGACAUGGCUUCCAGCUUCCAUUUGCAAAGGUCUUCCGAAGCCCGGGAUCCCAUCGAGAAUUCGGCCAGCGAGUCGUCCGACACCGAAGUACCAGAAAAGGAGAGGAGCGGCGUGCAGAAAAGCGACGACGGGAACGCGGACGACCCCGCGAAGAAGAAGAAGCAGAGACGGCAAAGGACUCAUUUCACCAGCCAGCAACUGCAGGAGCUGGAGGCCACUUUCCAGAGGAACCGCUACCCGGACAUGAGCAUGAGGGAGGAGAUCGCGGUGUGGACCAACCUCACGGAGCCCCGAGUCAGGGUGUGGUUCAAGAACCGGCGCGCCAAGUGGCGGAAGCGGGAGCGCAACCAGCAGAUGGACCUGUGCAAGAACGGCUACGUGCCGCAGUUCAGCGGCCUGAUGCAGCCCUACGAGGACGUGUACGGCGGCUACCCGUCCAACUACUGGCACGCCAAGAGCCUGGCGCCGGCGCCGCUCUCCUCCAAGGGCUUCACCUUCUUCAACUCCAUGGGCCCGCUCUCGUCGGCCCAGUCCAUGUUCUCGGCGCCCAGCACGCUGCCCUCCAUGAGCAUGCCCUCCUCCAUGGGCCACGCGGCCGUGCCCAGCGCCGCCGGCCUCAACAACCUGGGCGGCUCGUCGCUCAACACGGCCCUGCCGUCGCCCGCCUGCCCCUACGGCCCGCCCGCCUCCCCCUACAGCGUCUACCGGGACACCUGCAACUCCAGCCUGGCCAGCCUGCGGCUCAAGUCCAAGCAGCACUCGAACUUCGCCUACGGCGGCCUGCAGAGCCCAGGCGCCACCCUCAACGCCUGCCAGUACAACAGUUGACGCGCCUUAAAG
Euleptes europaea (tarantolino) is the source of this 955-nucleotide messenger RNA. It is a transcript of the gene PITX1, whose product is annotated as paired like homeodomain 1. The transcript is spliced from 3 exons. Gene Ontology annotation, molecular function: DNA-binding transcription factor activity, RNA polymerase II-specific; RNA polymerase II cis-regulatory region sequence-specific DNA binding. The record is from RefSeq and is a predicted model, not a curated record. Gene Ontology annotation, biological process: regulation of transcription by RNA polymerase II; anatomical structure morphogenesis. Gene Ontology annotation, cellular component: nucleus. Bases 44 to 943 code for a protein of 299 amino acids. Lineage: Eukaryota; Metazoa; Chordata; Lepidosauria; Squamata; Sphaerodactylidae.